Messenger RNA from Vitis vinifera (wine grape), 1996 nucleotides. RefSeq names its product UDP-glucuronic acid decarboxylase 2. Gene Ontology annotation, cellular component: cytoplasm. NCBI's taxonomy places the organism in Eukaryota, Viridiplantae, Streptophyta, Magnoliopsida, Vitales, Vitaceae. The record is from RefSeq and is a predicted model, not a curated record. The transcript is spliced from 5 exons. Bases 312 to 1601 code for a protein of 429 amino acids. Gene Ontology annotation, biological process: D-xylose metabolic process. Gene Ontology annotation, molecular function: UDP-glucuronate decarboxylase activity; NAD+ binding.
CGUAAGACGUUAGGACAUGCAGGCGCUGGUUGUGCCAAAUUACUACUCGAAGUGUUUGUUUGAGAAUAGAAAGAAAAGAGGAACUUCAGAACGGAACAAUCAUGGGAAGGGCGCUGUAUCGCGAUUUUGUGUGCCGAAAAUUCAUGCAAUGGCUCCACUGAAUCAGUAGCCACCGAGUUCGAACCAAUUGCUUGAGUGAGUCCGUCAUUCUCUCUCCAAUCCCUAGAAAUUAAAGCUCGUCGCCUCAGACAACAUUCUUUUUUAUCCCCUCAGCCCUAUUUCCCCGUCAAACCCAGAACAUCGAACAAGACAUGGGUGGUGGUGAGCUGUUUCAUAGAGGCCAUAGAACCCAGACUCUCCCUCUCCUCCGCUCCUCACACACUCGGUAUCUUUCUCUCUAUCUGACCAAGCUAACAAACCCCAUUCGCUACGUUCUUCGCGAACAGCGAAUCCUCUUCUUCUUCAUCGGAAUCUCCAUCUCUACCCUCAUCUUGAACUCCUUUCCACCCUCCCAUCACCAGAUCCCUCCCCUACUUCUCCGGUCCGAUUCCACUCAUUCCACUCAUCCCGUUUCCUACUAUCACCAUGCAGCAGGUGGAAAGGUGCUUCUAGGCCUCAAAAGGAAGGCCCUGAGAAUCGUGGUCACCGGCGGUGCCGGGUUCGUCGGAAGCCACCUCGUCGACCGUCUCAUCGCCCGCGGCGACAGCGUCAUUGUCGUCGAUAACUUCUUCACGGGUCGGAAAGAGAACCUCAUGCACCAUUUCGGGAACCCCAUGUUUGAGCUCAUUCGGCACGACGUCGUUGAGCCCAUCCUCUUGGAGGUCGAUCAGAUCUACCACCUCGCUUGCCCCGCAUCUCCUGUUUAUUACAAGUUCAACCCCGUCAAGACCAUCAAGACCAAUGUGGUAGGGACACUCAACAUGCUUGGGCUGGCAAAGAGGGUGGGUGCGCGGUUCUUGCUAACGAGCACCAGCGAGGUGUACGGUGAUCCUCUGCAACACCCCCAGGUGGAGACAUACUGGGGCAACGUCAACCCAAUUGGUGUUCGGAGCUGCUACGAUGAGGGGAAGCGCACAGCGGAGACAUUGACCAUGGCUUAUCACAGAGGAGCUGGGAUCGAGGUGAGAAUUGCUCGAAUUUUCAACACUUAUGGGCCGCGCAUGUGUAUCGAUGAUGGUCGUGUUGUCAGCAAUUUUGUUGCUCAGGCACUGAGAAAGGAGCCAUUGACUGUUUACGGCGAUGGGAAGCAAACCAGGAGUUUCCAAUACGUUUCUGACCUGGUGGAGGGUCUUAUUCGGUUGAUGGAAGGGGAACAUGUUGGUCCUUUCAACCUUGGCAACCCUGGGGAAUUCACCAUGCUUGAACUCGCCCAGGUGGUCCAAGAGACAAUCGAUCCAAAUGCGAAGAUUGAAUUCAGACCCAACACAGAAGAUGACCCACACAAGAGGAAACCGGACAUCUCAAAGGCUAAACAGCUUCUGGGCUGGGAGCCAUCUGUGUCCCUUCGCAAUGGACUUCCUCUCAUGGUUUCUGAUUUCAGGCAGCGCCUUUUUGGGGAUCGAAAGGAAGUUGGUGCAAUCGCUUCUGUGGUGUCCAACUGAAUUCAGAGUUGAUUGAAGGGGCAUGACAAAAGAAAAUGAGAAAUAAAUAUAAGAAUAAGUGAGAUUAGUGGAAGCAGCUUUCUUCACUCCGCUUACAGCAAAAAUAAUAAGGGUAGCAGCUGAACUCCAACCAACCUGAACCUACCACAGAACCGCACGCAUCACUCACACAAGUCUCCUUUAAAUAGUUGAAGAACUCUUACCCAUUCUUGAAUGUGUAUAAUUAAUACACUGUUCUUCCUCCUAUAAUGUAAUCUUCUCUUUUGAUUUAUCUAAAAGAUGAGGACAUCAUUUUGCAAUGUCAAACAGUCAGGAAAAUUUGCCUCGUACUACUUGGUUCUUGUAAUUUGAACAAUUGAACCUAUUGUAUUUGAAGGUAUCCCAAACAUUCAAAA